This is a messenger RNA of Pseudophryne corroboree (corroboree frog), 2214 nucleotides long. Its product is annotated as retinitis pigmentosa 1-like 1 protein. The record is from RefSeq and is a predicted model, not a curated record. The coding region runs from base 432 to 2168 and encodes 578 amino acids. The transcript is spliced from 6 exons. Lineage: Eukaryota; Metazoa; Chordata; Amphibia; Anura; Myobatrachidae.
UCUCUCCUGCCACCUUUCCCCUGUCUGUCUGCUGCUGCCUUUCCCCUGCCUGUCUCCUGCCGCCUUCCCCCUGCCUGUCUCCAGCUGCCUUCCCCUUGCCUGUCUCCGUCCGCCUUUCCAGGAGACCCUGUCCCUUCACAGUGUACUGAACAUCAGCUCAUUGUGACUCCACCCACAAUAGCGCUACACUCUAGAUCAGGCCCACUAUGCAGUACAGCCUUAUGGGGCUGGGUCACAGGAACCUCGGAGACACUGACCAGGACUCUAUGGUUGUGGGGAAAUAGGAGAUUAAAUGACCACUCUAUUCCACAUUUACUAUGUUACAUGUGCAAUAUGUUUUAUGUGUUAUAUUUAUUCCAGGAACUCCAGCUGUGGGGAACGGAGUCUUUAUUACACAUCACACGUUCUGUAUUAUCUCUGAUUGACCGAAGAUGGACAAGGACAGUAGUCCCAGGACUGAGAGGAUAAUACAAAUCACCCUGGAGAUCAUCUACCUGCUUACUGGGGAGGAUUACACAGUAGUGAAGAAGACAUCCAGUGAGUGUGAGACACUCAACAGCCAUCCCCGUGUGUCAGGAGGUCUGAGUAGAACCCAGAGCCCCAUCCCAGUGCUUCCACGUCACUUACUGACACAUGAGAGACACAAUGACCAGAAGAUCCUGGAACUCACCAACAAGAUCAUUCAGCUGUUGACUGGAGAGGAGGUGGAGUGUAUAGAGGAACACAGGGGUCUGUACAAGGACGUGAUGAUGGAGAAUCACCGGCCCCACACAUCACUGGGUAUGAGGAGACUGUCAUGUAUUGUACAGGGGAGAGCAGAUGGACCCAGUAACAGAGAUACCCCUGAGAGAUGUCCCCGUCCUCUGUAUUCCCAGGAUUGUACAGAAGAGAAUCACAGGAUCCCACAGGAGGAUCAGGGUGAAGCCCAAUUAAAUAAUAUUAAAAUCAAAGAUACAGAGGGAGAAGAAGAGACGUAUGUGACUGAUAUAAAGGCAGAAGAUAUAGAGGGAGAAGAAGAGCCAUAUGUGACUGAUAUAACGGCAGAAGAUAUAGAGGGAGAAGAAGAGACGUAUGUGACUGAUACAAAGGCAGAAGAUAUAGAGGGAGAAGAAGAGCCAUAUGUGACUGAUAUAACGGCAGAAGAUAUAGAGGGAGAAGAAGAGACGUAUGUGACUGAUAUAAAGGCAGAAGAUAUAGAGGGAGAAGAAGAGCCAUAUGUGACUGAUAUAACGGCAGAAGAUACAGAGGUAGAAGAAGAGACGUAUGUGACUGAUACAAAGGCAGAAGAUAUAGAGGGAGAAGAAGAGCCAUAUGUGACUGAUAUAACGGCAGAAGAUAUAGAGGGAGAAGAAGAGACGUAUGUGACUGAUAUAAAGGCAGAAGAUAUAGAGGGAGUAGAAGAGACGUAUGUGACUGAUAUAAAGACAGAAGAUAUAGAGGGAGAAGAAGAGACGUAUGUGACUGAUAUAACGGCAGAAGAUAUAGAGGGAGAAGAAGAGACGUAUGUGACUGAUAUAAAGGCAGAAGAUAUAGAGGGAGUAGAAGAGACGUAUGUGACUGAUAUGAAGACAGAAGAUAUAGAGGGAGAAGAGGAGACGUAUGUGACUGAUAUAAAGGCAGAAGAUACAGAGGUAGAAGAAGAGACGUAUGUGACUGAUACAAAGGCAGAAGAUAUAGAGGGAGAAGAAGAGCCAUAUGUGACUGAUAUAACGGCAGAAGAUAUAGAGGGAGAAGAAGAGACAUAUGUGACUGAUAUAAAGGCAGAAGAUAUAGAGGGAGAAGAAGAGACGUAUGUGACUGAUAUAAAGGCAGAAGAUACAGAGGUAGAAGAAGAGACGUAUGUGACUGAUACAAAGGCAGAAGAUAUAGAGGGAGAAGAAGAGCCAUAUGUGACUGAUAUAACGGCAGAAGAUAUAGAGGGAGAAGAAGAGACGUAUGUGACUGAUAUAAAGGCAGAAGAUUUAGAGGGAGUAGAAGAGACGUAUGUGACUGAUAUGAAGACAGAAGAUAUAGAGGGAGAAGAGGAGACGUAUGUGACUGAUAUAAAGGCAGAAGAUCCAGAGGGAGAAGAAGAGACGUAUGUGAGGGGUGAUCAGCAGUCUAAGGAGGAGGAGAUCCCUACAGAUAUCAGCACAGGAUUACACAGUAGUGAAGAAGACAUCCAGUGAGUGUGAGACACUCAACAGCCAUCCCCGUGUGUCAGGAGGUCUGAGU